UCAGCACAGGACGUCCUCCUACAGCUCAAAGAGGACAUCCUAGACUUUCCUGGAAGAACGCAGACGAGAGCGGUACUCGCGUUGGACCUUAGAGGAGCUUUUGACAACGUGUCUCACGACGCCAUUCUCGAGGGCUUGACCAGAGCACACUGCGGCAAAAGAACUUACGACUAUGUCCGUGCGUUUCUGACGGACAGGACCGCUACUCUAGGGCUGGGAGAUCUUCGCUCCCAGCCCAUCAAGCUCUCGGGGAGGGGAACGCCACAGGGUUCCGUCCUUUCGCCGACUCUCUUUAAUAUAGCCAUUUCAAGUCUCCCGACCCUGCUGGGGGCCAUCCCUAACGUCAGGCAUGCUCUGUAUGCAGACGACAUCACCAUCUGGACAAGCAAGGGUUCGGAUGGUGAGAUACAGGACGGACUUCAGGAGGCGGUCGAAAUCACUCAAAAGGUUGCAGAAGCAGCAGGACUAACUUGCGCCGCCGACAAGUCUGAGCUUCUACUCAUUAGAAGCAAACCUUGCACUAAAGCAGAUGAAAUUUGUUUAAAUCUAAAUGGAGAGAAGAUACCCACAGUCGACAGACUCAGAGUACUCGGCCUACAUAUUCAGUCCAACGGCAAGGCAUCCUUCACCGUGCAAAUGCUUCGCAGGCAAUGCCAGCAGAUUGCCCACCUCAUACGAAGGGUGGGCAAUGGACGUGGCGGGCUUAAAGAAGCCGACACCGUGAGAAUUGUCCAGGCUCUUCUAGUAAGUAGAGUUGUCUACCAUUGUCCUUUCCAUAACUUUAAACGCAGAGAGAUAGACACUCUCAAUACGAUCCUCCGAACUGCUAUAAAAACGGCGGUUGGAUUGCCUCAGCAUACAUCCACGCAGCGCCUUCUUCGACUUGGUAUUCACAAUACUAUAGAAGAACUGAUUGAGGCUCAGGCUGUUGGACAGCGUACAAGACUCAGCUACACACAGCCUGGAAGAAAUCUCUUAGCCAGGCUCGGCUACAAACCACUUAAUAAAGAACAGGGCUGCAUGCGGCUAAAAUCUGUCCCACCGAGCAUUGCGGCUAAAAUACGAGUUUUGCCCCUACCAAAGAACAUGCAUCCCACUCUUAAUGCAGGUAGACGCCUCGCGCGUACCCGCUACCUAAGGCUCAAGUAUCAAAACGACCCAGACGUCUGUUACACUGACGCUGGGGAGUACACUUCCCCACGUGAGGCAAAAUGCAUAGUCGUCUGCGACUCGCUUGGACGAGGUGAAGCGAUAGCGUCUCUCGCCGCUCCCACAUCGAUCGCGGAGGCCGAAGAAGCGGCAAUAGCAUUAGCCGUAGCACGGAUUUCGCGUAAAACUGAAAACACAGACAAGACCUGUACCAUAAUCACUGAUUCACAGCCAGCGUGCAGGGCGUUCGCGCGAUGCGUCGUCUCACAACGAAGUGGACACAUUCUAAACACAGUUAAUCAAAGCUCACUACCCGCAAUCCAGAUAGUCUGGACUCCUGGACAUACCUCCCUCUCUGGCAACGAGAGUGCGGAUGCACUCGCCCGAGAAAUAGCCGGCCGGGCGUUGCAUGGGGAAGGGGAGGCACCGGAGAAUCACAACAUGACCACCUCGAACUUACGCACAGAGCCAACACCGCUACACACGUACAAUCAAAUCACGGCAUUUUACAGAUCACAGCGCAGAACACUACCCCCUCCGCACAGGGACCUAUCUAGGCAGGAAGGGAUUGAGUGGCGACAGAUACAAACACACACUUUCCCAAAUUUGUACCACAAGCAUCUAUUUUUUCCUAACAGA
Ixodes scapularis (black-legged tick) is the source of this 1788-nucleotide messenger RNA. RefSeq lists its product as uncharacterized. The transcript has a single exon. The record is from RefSeq and is a predicted model, not a curated record. The annotation marks the transcript as partial. NCBI's taxonomy places the organism in Eukaryota, Metazoa, Arthropoda, Arachnida, Ixodida, Ixodidae. Gene Ontology annotation, molecular function: nucleic acid binding; RNA-DNA hybrid ribonuclease activity.